This is a messenger RNA of Spodoptera litura, 3980 nucleotides long. RefSeq names its product TNF receptor associated factor 4 (gene Traf4). Gene Ontology annotation, molecular function: ubiquitin protein ligase binding; tumor necrosis factor receptor binding; zinc ion binding. Lineage: Eukaryota; Metazoa; Arthropoda; Insecta; Lepidoptera; Noctuidae. The record is from RefSeq and is a predicted model, not a curated record. Gene Ontology annotation, cellular component: plasma membrane signaling receptor complex. Gene Ontology annotation, biological process: regulation of canonical NF-kappaB signal transduction; regulation of apoptotic process; signal transduction.
CUAACACCGUAGCUGUAUUUUGCAAGCCUACUUUUCAAACCGGUUUGGACGAUGAUUCGCGACUUGCUUGUGCCGAUUUAUACGUUAUUUUCCCUCAAUAUUUACCAAACACUACAAUUAUAUUCACGGAGUUUUAUUUGUUUGUAGAUAGAUAAUUAAUUAUCAUAAGUGAAACACACAACCAACACUUAAGAUGAAAUGGGUUGUCUAAUGUCCACAUUUUUACUCCGUGUCAACGACACAGAUGGCAGACGAGAAUAAAAAAAUAAAAACGGCAAUGUUAAUAUAAAAUCUGUUGAUUAGUGUCCAUAUAUAGAUAGGCAGGUGUCUCAAAAAAACGGCGUAGGCGCAUAGGUGUGGUAACUACCAGCAUAAACAAAUUAUAUUUUGCAGUUGCCACUCCGACAACAGACUUUGUGCAGUGUGGUCUGUUAAAAGUAUUUUUUGUGUUAUUUUUUGUUUAUAAAAAUUAUAAUGAGUUAUGUUGAGUUUCUUUACGAUUUAUUAGAGAUAUAUCCAGAUCCCGAGUCUGAGAAGGCUAUUAUGGGAUCGGUGGUGUACUGUAUCCACCAUAAGGAAGGAUGCCAAUGGUCGGACGAGCUACGCAAAUUGAAGGCGCAUUUGAACACGUGCAAGCACGAUGCGGUGCUCUGCGCGGCACAGUGCGGUGCGAUGAUCCCGCGCGUGUUGAUGCAAGAUCACUUGCGCUACACCUGCCCUCGCCGCCGCGCCAACUGCGAGCAUUGUCACAAGGAAUUUUCAGGGAGCGCCUUAGAGGAACAUCAAGGAAACUGUGGUCACGAGCCAGUUUACUGUGAAAACAAGUGUGGAGCUAAGGUCCAGCGUAGACACACACAGCAGCACAUCCAACAGCAUUGCAGUAAACGACUAGUGCCUUGUAAACACUGCGGGCAGAGUUAUACACAGGACACAGUAUCAGCUCACGGAGCGUCAUGCGCCCGCGCCCCUGUAGCAUGUCCUCAACGUUGUGGAGCCAGUGGCGUGCCCCGCGCCGACCUAGCCGCUCACUUGAGGGAUCACGCCGCGGCUGCUGCAGCAGCUGCCUUACCUUGCUCGUUUAGAGAUGCUGGGUGCAGAUUUAAGGGAACAAGACAAGCUCUAGAAAAACAUACAGAAGAAAGUUGCCAGCAGCAUCUAGCCCUCGUGUCAGCCCUCGCCAGCCGUCAAGCGCGACAACUAGACUCCUUGCGAGCAGCAGUAGCAAGAUUGUCAGUCAACUGUUCUGGUGCACUUGUAUGGCGCAUCAGCGACUGGGCUGCCAAAAUGGCUGAAGCAAAGUGCAAAGAUGGUGUCGAGCUUGUGUCCCCUGCGUUUUACACCAGCCAAUACGGAUAUAAGUUGCAGGCAUCACUAUUCCUCAACGGCAAUGGAGCUGGCGAAGCUACCCACAUGUCAGUCUACAUUAAGAUCCUUCCUGGAGAAUAUGACGCACUUCUCCGCUGGCCUUUCGCUCACACGGUCUCCUUCACCCUCUUUGACCAGAGUUCAAGCCCAGACAGAGCCUGCAACAUUGUGGAGAGCUUUGUUCCAGACCCCACGUGGAAGAACUUCCAAAGACCUUCAAAGGAACCUGAUGCGUUAGGCUUUGGGUUCCCAAGGUUUGUUUCCCACGAAAUGCUCAAGAAGAGAAACUUCAUCAAGGACGAUGUGAUGUUCUUAAGGGUGAAGGUAGAUCCCAGCAAGAUUGUAGCUGUUUAGUGUAGUUUAUAUAUAGUUUUUAAUAGACAAAACCCGUAGAUAUGACAGAUGCCACAAUUUGAAUUAGUAUGCAGGUUUAAAUGUUUUAAUCAGUUUGGUUCAAUUUUUUAUACAAUUUUGGUGCAAAAAAUUUCGGGUAACUUUCACUUAAGGUUUUAUUAUAUAGUUUUACCUUAAAUAAAUAUUUUUGUAAUGUUCAAAUUUUGAAUAGAAUUACAGCGAAAAAGAUAUAGUGGAUAUAGGGCUAGGAUGAAGCUUAGGGUUAAAUUUAACUUAGUUCUAACUUCAGUCUGAACCCAAGUUAAAAUAAGCUAUUAACACAUAAUGUGUAUUAUACAUAUAGUCAUUAUCUACUAUUAAGUAACUUGAAGUCAUAGAUAUAAAUGUAAAUACUUUUAUACUUAGUUUAAUAACUUGUACAUAUUUUGUAAAUAUUUAGUUGUAGGAUGCGCAUACGCAAUUGUUAUCCUUUCACUAAAGAUCUCUUGAGUUUCAAUGCCGGCAGAAGAACGUAACAAGCUAAGUUAGUUUCAAAGUAUUUAGAACUCUAAUCUCUUAGCUAUAGUGUACAUAUUUCCUUUACUUUAAUGUUUCUUGUUUUUCUGUGCCAUAUUGAGCUAUGUUUAUCUAUUAACACAAUUUGCAGAUGUUUUUUUAGGGUGUCCUAGAAUUUAGUUUGGUCUAAUAAUAAUUAUGGCCUGGUUUACAGAUUACAUAAUAUCUGUAGUAGAUAUAAAAAGGCCAAUAGUAAUUGCUCUUAUAUGAAGAGUAUCAAUUAGCACCUCAAAUGCACUCUAGCGGUCCCUACUAACAAUGAACUAAUAAACCCAAAUAGGGCCAUUAAGAACCAGCUUGCGCUUCUACUAACAAGUAAACAAAUAUGUAGUUUUUGAGUUCAAUUUUGGCACUAUAGUAAUGAAACUAACGAUUAGUUCGAAAUAGUUUUGCUAAGUACUUCGCAUAGACAUCCUAUAUCAUAAGUCUAGAUAGUAUAGAUAGUUUAAAAAGGUUCUAAAUUCUGGUCGUCCUAAUAAAAUGGAAAUCUUGUAUAAUACACACGUUUUUAUAGUCGACUGCAAAAAUAGUGUGUAGGUAGAACUUUCCAAACACAUCCAAAACGCAUUUUUGUUUGCCUUAACCGAUAUUAAUCGAAGGCUCUUUGAAAAAUGCUUUGGACUCCUUUUCUUUUUAUCUAUCCUUCUGUCUUCAAUCUCAAAUCUUUGAAACAAGACUAGCUUUGUUAUAUCGGCAGAUCUUUGUAUAUAUUUUCUGUUUUUACGAAAAUAAUUUAUGUUUUUUUUUUGUUGAAUACAAAUCUGUACAUACUGCCUAGCUUUGUACAUAGAAAUGGAUGUUUUAUUAAAAUUUAUUUGAUAUUUAAUCUAAAAUUCUUAUGUUUUCGUUAAGCUGGAGUUACACCAAAGUGUUAUGAUUACUUUGCGUUUAAAAUAAUAUGGUUUAAUGUACAUUUCCAUUUUGCAAAGUAUAUCAACGUAAACACGGCUAAAGCUGUAUGUUAGUUAUAUAUUAUUAUAUUUAUCUCUAUAAAUAUACAUUUAAGUUUUUGUUUUUCGUCUUUUGUGUGUUUCUAUGUAUUAGCUGUCAGUGUAACGCAAAUUAGUUUUAGUUUGAUCUAAAAGAUUUUUCAAACAAUUUAAUUUAAUAUUUUAUUUGUAAAGAAAAUAACACGCAGUUGUUGAUACUGUCCUCUAAAGUACUAAAAAGCCUAAUUAUCUAAAAAUUUCUUGUCUAAUUCGGAUCUCUUGUGAAACGCUUUUUAUUAAAAUAAUUUUAUCUCAACUGUAAUAUUACAUUCCAGUAAAAAACAUUAUUUUAGGUCUGGAAGCCAUUUUGUAAUUUAUUUCAAUACAAUUAAGCUAUGGGUUCAAGAAUAAAACUUAGUUUUUUUUUAACACCAAAUUAUUUCUGGUAUUUUCAAAAUUCAUGUAUAAUUUUCAUUUGUGAUUUCUUUUGUACAAAAUUUUUUUUUUCGCACAGGUAACCCUAGCUAAUUGUACCUUUUUGGUAAUCCUUAGAUUAUGGCUAGGCUAUCGCUAUAACCUUAGUACCUAAUAUAAGACUAAUUAAAAUUAAAAGUAAUAUCUGUUUAAGCUUAGAUCUAAGUUAAUUAUUGUAACAUUAAGAAACACAUGGACACACUAGUUUAUAAGAAAAUAAAUAGAAAAAUGGCCACACUAGAUUUUUAAGGAAAUGGCCCAUCUUAGAUGAUAAGAGAAAAUAUACUAUUUUGUCAGUCUGAA